CUGCUCGUGGCUAGAAAACUCACUUGCAUUCGCUAUGGGGUGAAUCUUGGACAUUGACGCUCUUUACUUUCAAUAUGUCUCUCGGUUUUUCCGAAUGGCGCAAACUGCCUGUCGGUCUGAGCGAACUGUGCAUCAACACGACAUUGCGAUGCGGCCAAUCAUUCAGAUGGCAGCAAUUGCCAGAAAAUGACGAAUGGCGCUGCGUUCUCCGUGGACGCAUCAUCUCCCUCAAGCAGGACCCGUCGCACCUGUAUUACAGAUCCUAUAUCCCUGGAUUCCCAACACCGCAGUCAUCGACCCCUUCAUCGUACGCAGACCACAAACCGAUCCUUACAAAUGGAGAUUCGGCGUCCGAUGAUACCCUGGCAAUCAUUACGCAUUACCUCAAUCUAGCCUCCAACCUGACAGAGCUAUACUCGCAAUGGUCCGAUUCCGACCCGAAUUUCAAGAAGAAAGCACCUAAUUUCACGGGCAUACGCAUUUUGCAUCAGGAUGCAUGGGAGGCCUUAGUUUCGUUCAUAUGCAGUAGCAAUAACAAUAUCGCUCGGAUCUCGCAAAUGGUUAAUAAGCUGUGUACGAAUUAUGGGGAUCUGGUUGGGACAAUUGACGGUCGUCCGUACCACGAUUUUCCGAAUCCAGAGGCAUUGACGGGUGAUGGUGUCGAGUCUAGCCUGAGAAAUUUGGGGUUUGGAUAUCGAGCCAAGUAUAUAUACCAGACAGCAGUUAUGGUGGCGAAGGAGAGGGAAAAGGGGUGGUUAGACUCGCUACGGAACCCAGAAAGUCCGGUAUUGGGUGUUGAAGCUGUUUCUGGAAGUGAAAUGAAACCGGAGGGAAGAUAUGGGUAUCGUAAUGCUCACGAAAAGCUUCUGGAAUUACAAGGCGUUGGGCCAAAGGUUGCGGAUUGCGUUUGUUUGAUGGGGCUUGGUUGGGGAGAAGCAGUGCCGGUCGAUACACAUGUCUGGCAGAUUGCACAACGAGACUACAAAUUCGGAAAAAGUGGAAAUAAGUCAUUGACAAAGGCGACAUAUGAUGCUAUUGGGAACCAUUUUCGCAGGCUCUGGGGCAAGGAAGCUGGAUGGGCGCAUAGUGUUUUGUUCACGGCCGACUUGCGAAGUUUCUCGGAGAGGCUGAGCUCGAAAGUUGACGUUAAGGUUAAGCAGGAAGAUGCCACGCCGGUGGAAACUAGAGUGGUGUCUACGGUCACUGCGAAACGGCCGCGGGAUGAGGACGUGGACAAGGAUAUUAAAAAGGAGGAAGUUAUUGUUCAGGCUGCUGAAACUACCGUCACUCGUAGAUCGAAAAGACGACGCGGAUGAGAAUAUACCAAGCUACGUACAUAUAUUUAAUUAUAAUGCAACA
Messenger RNA from Talaromyces proteolyticus, 1359 nucleotides. Its product is annotated as putative DNA N-glycosylase. Gene Ontology annotation, biological process: base-excision repair, AP site formation; base-excision repair; nucleotide-excision repair. The transcript has 3 exons. Gene Ontology annotation, cellular component: nucleus. Bases 75 to 1316 code for a protein of 413 amino acids. NCBI's taxonomy places the organism in Eukaryota, Fungi, Ascomycota, Eurotiomycetes, Eurotiales, Trichocomaceae. Gene Ontology annotation, molecular function: damaged DNA binding; 8-oxo-7,8-dihydroguanine DNA N-glycosylase activity. The record is from RefSeq and is a predicted model, not a curated record.